AUGAACAUCAGUAUUCUUCUAAAAGCGGCUAACUCUAACGACGAAUUACGUAGCCAUAAUUCUGGAAACCUGUCAGCAAACAAGCACACUGUACGACCAGAAGAUUCGACAGGUGUCAAGAAACAACGCUUAGGCAACCAGGUUUACGGGGCUGUAUGUGGAUAUGUGGACGAUUGCGGCCUCACGGAGGAGCUUCAGUUCAAGUUUACGACGAAGGAGCUGGAAAGCUUCUCCAUUGGUGCAAAUCAAAAUAUAAAGGCGCGACGACGGUGGAAAGGACAUUUAACGGGCAGCGACGGACGCGUCAACAUAAUUCAGUCGAUACUUGCAAGUGUUAUAAAUUAG
Messenger RNA from Acanthoscelides obtectus, 345 nucleotides. The record is from the annotation of a GenBank genome assembly. NCBI's taxonomy places the organism in Eukaryota, Metazoa, Arthropoda, Insecta, Coleoptera, Chrysomelidae.